Molecule: messenger RNA, 2205 nt
Organism: Spinacia oleracea (spinach)
Lineage: Eukaryota; Viridiplantae; Streptophyta; Magnoliopsida; Caryophyllales; Amaranthaceae
Exons: 4
Coding region: 403-1821 (472 amino acids)
Source: RefSeq, a predicted model, not a curated record
GCAUGACUCACCAAGCUGACAUGUUCUUCCCCAAAUCAUUUACAGCUUAUUAAUUUCCCAAAUAUCCCAUCAAUACCCCACACCAAAUCCUGACCUAAACCUCAAAGCUUACGUUUGCUUACUACUUUGAUUUUGUCUGCAUUUAUUUUAAAACAAUCAAACCCAUAUUCAUACCAAUUUUAUAAAUUAAAAUUCCCAAUUUCGUGCUUGGUUUAUGGUUGAUUUUUAGUCGACUGAUUCAUAGUGAAGAACAGCAAGAAAAGGUCUGAUUUUUCCCCACGAAUUUUGAAAAAAGUUGGUUAUCUGAUCUUCAAACCCCCUUUUGUUCAAAUCUUCAAUUUGGGGUUUUUUUUUGGUGAGCUAAAAUUUCCCGAAUUCUGAUUGAUUUGAAACAAAAAGGGGAUGAAUUUGUACCCAUUAGAGAACACUUUCAAUCCUUUCUGCAAAUAUACAGCAACCCCUUUUUGUCUUCUCUCUUGUAUGGAGAGAGAGCAGAAGUACUCAACCCCACUUCUUCUACCACCUAGUGGGGCCUACCAGCAAAAUGAUAAACAGCAAGAGGAAGAAGAAGAUGUUGAUGAUAAUAAUAGUGUUGUUGUUGUUGAUUUAGAGGGUGAAGAAGAUGAUAAACAGCUUGAGAAAACCCUAGAAAAGUUGGAAUUUUGGCUGAGUUUUCUGUGUUUUGAUCAGACAAAUCCAUUGAAAUUUGUGGUUUCUUGGUUUGUGUUCUUUGCAGUGGGUGUUGCAGUUCCUAUGUUGAUAAUUGAGCUCACCCAUUGCUCGGAUUGUGAAGAUUAUCAAGUCAAGGAUUUUGAGUAUGAGAUUCUUACCUCUCAUCUUCUUCUUGGUGGUGUUUCUUUGAUUUGCGUGGCCUACAAUAUUAAUAAAAGAGGGUUUCGAAAAUUCUUGUUUGUUGAUCGGUAUAGGGGGUAUACCGCCCGUUUCAAAGAUCAAUAUAUCAAUAAGAUUAAGGGUUCAUAUCAACUACUGUUACAGUCCCUGAUUCCAUGCUGCAUCUUGAAGGCACUUCAUGAGAUUACGCGCAUGAUAUACAUUCAAAACCAAUCAUGGUGGCUGGCUAGUUUAAAUGCGACAGCAUUAGUAAUAUCUUGGACAUACCUAAGUGCAAUAUCGCUAGCAGCCUGCAUUCUCUUUCAUUUAGCUUGCAAUUUGCAAGUUAUCCAUUUCAAUGAUUAUGCGAAAGUCUUGGAGAAAGAAUCCAGUAUAAUGACUUUGAUGGAUGAACACAUGAGAUUGAGGAACUACCUCUCUAAAAUUAGCCACAGAUUUCGAAUAUAUCUUAUCUUGGUGUUCCUGUUCGUCACUGCUAGCCUGUGUAUGACUCUGAUACAGAUCACAGGUGUUAAUGGAAGAGUUACUUUCAUAAAUGGUGGAAAUUUUGCUGUAACAUCCAUUGUUCAAGUUGUUGAGACACUUCUUUGCUUGCAUGCUGGUACAAAAAUUUCCUCCAGAGCCCAGGGCAUCGGUGCAAUGGCUUUUAGAUGGCAUGCAUUAGUAACUUGCAAGUCCCUUGAUGGAGGAAGACGUUCAAUUUCGUUGAACUCAUUAUCAAAUUAUUCUGAGAGUGAAUCGAAUUUGCUGGAUGAGAAUGAAAUUAUCAGCCAUUCGCAGUUUGCUUCAGUGUCUUCAUAUAACAAGAGGCAAUCUUUUGUGAUGUAUUUGCAGGCGAAUCCUGGAGGGCUCACCUUAUACGGAUGGACAGUCGAUCGUUCACUUUUAUCCACAAUAUUUGCGAUCGAACUCUCACUAGUCCUUUUUGUGCUGGGUCAGACCAUUGUUUUCUCCUCCCCAUCCGCGUAACUUUUUCAUUUUGGCACUAAAGUAGUCCACCAUGAAUGAUGUCCUGUUCUGAAGUCAAAUUGCUGUUACGCGGUUUUUCCAUACUUGAAAACCUAGUUAGAGUGAUAUGUUUUUGUUCAACUUUCUGGGAUUCUUAACGCUAACACGUGCUGUAUUUGGUGCACGAGGCGGAGCCAACCCCGACCGUUGAUUAUACUGAGUGCAACCUUCCAAUAUUGUAUAUUCUUUUGUAAAUAUUACUUAAUAUUAAAUGAGGGCUAAUCACUUCCCCCAUCUGUAACCUUAUAUAGUUAUAUACUUAUAUGUAAGUAUGUAAGAAUGACUUUUUGUAUAACUCGAACGAAUGUGAAUAAACAUGAUCAUGGAUGCUGUUUGUUACAAAAA